Messenger RNA from Papilio xuthus (Asian swallowtail), 1232 nucleotides. Lineage: Eukaryota; Metazoa; Arthropoda; Insecta; Lepidoptera; Papilionidae. The record is from RefSeq and is a predicted model, not a curated record.
CGAUGUCACCAAACUGUCACUAACAAAUCAAAAAAUGGCUCAACGGACGUGGCAUACUUUCUUCGUGUUAAUUUUAAUUUUUACGAUUUUAUCAAUUGUGGGCGAUGUUUUAUCAACAUCACCGGGACCAUGGUACGAGAAUUUGCCUGCAGUUACCAUGGACUACAAAGUACACAUUGAUGCGGGCAAAGAAGAUUGUUACUUUCAGUAUGUGCAACCUGGUGCGACAUUUUACGCUAGCUAUCAGGUGUUAAAAGGAGGAGAUGGUAUGUGUGGUUUUGCGGUGCGCCAUCCUAAUGGGCAAAUUGUUCAUCCAUACGAAUGGCGGCAAAGCGCUGAGUACGCAGAUCAAACGAGUUCGGGUGGAUACUACGCCGUGUGUAUUGACAAUCAGUUCUCCAGGUUUGCAGGCAAGCUGGUGAACUUGUACUUAUCAGUGAUCAGAUACGACAUGUGGGAAAAGUAUGCCAAGGAGGUUGAAGAGCUUGAUAUGAAUAUAAAGAACUUUACACAUUCUAUUCAAUUUGUGGAGCACAACAUCAAUGAGAUUCUGCAGUAUCAAUACCAUUCCAGAGCGAGAGAGUCACGAGACUACAACUUGUUGCAGGAUAAUAAUGCUUAUGUACUUAGAUGGUCCUUCGUCCAGAUCCUAGCUAUUGCAGCUACUGGGACAUUGCAGGUGUAUUUUGUAAGAAAACUUUUUGAGGUUAAGGAUAACUCGUCCAAAACAAGAAUAUGAUUUGAUUUUUUGUGUAAUAAUUCUAAGAUUAUUUCAUUGUUAUUGUCUUGACUCCCUUCUGACUGAGUUCUGUUAAUUGUGUUUGUCAUUCAUGUUUGAUGAUCUCUGAUUUUUUUUUAUUUUUAUAAGUUUUUAAAAUUGGGUUUUUUUUUUAAAUAAUAAAUACCUAAAUAAUACUCUUGAUUCCCACAAUGCAGUUAUUUUAAAUAGUUUUUUUACUAUAAUAAUUAUAAUAAUAAUUCUUCGCUUAAUGUACAUACUAAUUAUAUUUUUGAUAUAUAACUUCCAAACUUAUUCUUAAUUAAAAGACAUAUUUUUAUAUACCUAUUUAGGCAUAUUUCUGUAAUGCAGGAAUGUGUGAUAUAUUUCUACUUAAAAAAGUUAACAAAUAUUAAAAUUAUGUGCCAAUUUUAUGUGGUGUUAAUUGUUAUUGUACAAAGAAUUUGAUUUAUAUGUAAUGAAUCGGCCUUCAAAAUGACUAUAGAAGUAUAUU